AUGGCCGAUCUUCCAAGUUUAGACAAAGCUCCAGAAGAUGUGGAGAACGAUGACUGCCUGCCCACCUACACCCAUCUCUACAACCCAGUUCUCCUCCAGGGCAGAGUGGCCUUUAUCACAGGAGGGGGUUCAGGGAUCGGUUUCCGAAUUGCUGAAAUAUUCAUGAGGCAUGGCUGCGACAUCGUGAUUGUUAGCAGAAACCUGCCAAAGCUGAAAGAGGCAGCUGAGAAAUUACAAGCAGCAACAGGCCGGCGCUGUCUUGCUGUGGCUGGUGAUGUCCGUCAGCCUCAGAGCCUGGUGGACGCUGUGGAUGAAGCCUUGAGAACUUUCUCCAGAAUAGAUAUCCUUGUAAACAAUGCGGCUGGGAAUUUCCUCUGCCCGGCCAGCAACUUGUCCUUCAACGCUUUUAAGACCGUCUUUGAUAUUGACACAAUGGGCACUUUCAACACCAGCAAGAUUGUGUUUGAGCGCUACUUCAGAGACCAUGGCGGUGUCAUUAUAAAUAUCACAGCAACAUUGAGUUACAAGGGACAGGUCCUGCAGGUGCAUGCCGGCAGUGCUAAGGCAGCCAUAGAUGCCAUGACAAAGCACUUGGCAGUGGAGUGGGGUCCUAGUAAAGUGCGAGUGAACAGCUUGGCACCCGGCCCUAUUGUUGGCACGGAGGGAAUGCGCAGAUUGGGUGGAGCAGCCGCAGAAGCAGCCGGUGUAUGGAAUAAUAUUCCUCUGCAACGACCAGGCAAUAAAACGGAGAUUGCACAUGGAGCCCUCUUUCUGGCCAGCCCUUUGGCAUCCUAUGUAACUGGGACAACCCUUGUAAUGGAUGGUGGAUCGUGGAUGACCUCGCCUAAUUACCUACAAGCAACGCUGGGUACCACUCCUUCUCACCUUUAG
This is a messenger RNA of Staurois parvus, 891 nucleotides long. NCBI's taxonomy places the organism in Eukaryota, Metazoa, Chordata, Amphibia, Anura, Ranidae. The record is from the annotation of a GenBank genome assembly.